GAGAGAGAGCAGCUGCAGCUCAGCGCAGCACAGCACAGAGAGAGCAGAGAGCUAGAUGGCGAGCUUGGUGGUCGCCGACGCGUCGGAGUACCUAGCCAUCACCGGCGGGUUCGACACCACGCCCGUCAACUACGAGUUUGAGGUCCACGCAACAACGUUGGAGAAGCUCUCGCUCAUCCUUCCCAUGGUCCUCACCGUCGGCCCCAAGGUUGACGAGCACAGCAAGGCGUACUCCAAGCUCAUCAUCGCGCCGCACGGCAACGACCCCUCACACGUCGGCGAACUCGUGAGGGGCGCCGUCGAGGGCCAGGCGCGCGCGCUCGCGGCCUCCAUGACCGCGGAGGAGAUCUCCCAGGGCGCCGAGUCGUCGUUCGAGCAGGCCGUCGUCGAGAAGGUCCAGCUCGAGCUCGACCACUUUGGCCUCUUCAUCCACAACGCCAACGUUAGCAAGCAGUUCGUCGCCGUGCACAAGGUGGACGUCCAGGUGACCAAGGUGGAGGCGGAGGCGGAGGCGCUCGAGAACGAGAGGGACGACGCGGUGGUGGUCGCCGCCGCGGCCAAGGCCAACCUGGAGGCCACCACCAAGCUGCCGGCUUGGGUUCUGGCCAGCCUCUUCAUCGCCUCCGCCACUAUACCACAGCCCAGAAAUCCCAUCAAACGUGUGUCGGCAAAAGUAGAUUAAUAGCAACAAAUUGUCGGUCGGUAAAGCUCUGCAACAGUCAAUCAGUCGGUAAUUCAAGUUUUAACGACUGACCAUCAGUCGGUAUUUCUGUUCACAUGUACCAUCGCACCAUCAGUUGGUAAAAGCUGAUAUAGGCCUCAAACCAUCCGUCGGCAUACAUGUACUGGGCCUAUCGGGCGCUUUAGGCCCACUCCGGCGCGCAAUUUUUCCUUCAGGAGCCCACCAGUGACCAAUCAGCUUCGGAGAACCCUAAUUCUAUCGUUCUUCUGCCCUUGCGCGCUUGCGCGCCGCCAUCUUCUCCCAAAUGUCUCCGCCGCCGCGCGCUCUCCCCAAAUCUCCCAAAGUCUUGCGCGCUCGACCGCCUCGCGUUUGCUGCUUCUCUCCCAGAUCUCAUCCAGAGCCGCGCGUCGCUGCCCGCCCAGUACUCCUUUCCCAAAUCCACGCUAGCAACAGCCAGCCACCGUGUCGUGGAGCCGCGCCGCUGCCCGCCCACUGCUCCUCUCCCAAAUCCACGCCUCCUUGCGUCCAGGAGCGGGAGACCGGGCAGCCCCGCCGGCCGCCGCGUCCAGGAGCCGCCGCAUCAACCCACGGGAGAGCAGGAGACGUGACGCCCACCGCUCGAGCUGCAAGAAACGCGGGACCCGCAGGAGGAUGUGGGCGGCGAGAGCGCGUGAGGGACCGCGGGAGCCGGCGCAUGCCUUGUGCUCGCAUCCGUGCGGGGGACCUCCCAGGAGGCGGAUGCUGCACAAUAUGGACUAUGGAGCACAUCCAUUCGUGCGGGCGCAGAGCGCAUCGGUGGCGGCGGCUGCGAAGCCGCAUGGGCCGCAUCGAUCCCCUUGUCUUCCCGACUGCCCGAGCCCCUCGUCACGCUCCAUCUUUCAAUCUCCAUCAAGAUACGUAGUGACAAAGAAUGAGGAGAACAAGGAAAACGAUCUUGGUCCUGCACCUCUGGAAGAAAUGGCUCCAGCACCAUAACUUGACUGAAGAAAUGACAGUACUUACCAUGGCAAGCAAUCGAGCUGAAAGCCACUGUGGAGGUCUAGACUUUCCAUCUUGAAUGUUCCGCAACUCCUCAUGCUGCACACAGCAUAGCAUGUUAGGAAUUCAGGUGUGAGCAUGGAUGCCUGAUCGCAGAGGGAGGGCAUGCUUCUUUUGUCUACCAGUUCCAGCACAUUGAAAUUGUGUUUCUUCUGAACUUCCUAGAGAUAAAACUAGGAUCUCCAAGAGGAUGCUUUAUAAGGUGUCUCUAAGAGGAUGCUUUAUAAGGAGUCAAGUGCUUAGCUGUGUUCCUGGUAUGUAGCCUUUUAGGUUGUGUUUAUAGGUUAGGCCUUCUCUGUAGUUAAGUCUUUUGGCGUUCCUGAGCGCCUUUUGGUGUUUACUGUGAUGGAAAAUUUGGUUGUAUAUGCUUCUUGUAAUUGCUGGCUUAUAUGGACCCUUUGUCUGUAGUUCUGGGGAAAAAUUGGACAACUAAAUGUAUGGGUGAUCAAUGUCAAUGUUUGUAUGCUCAUAUUGAAUCUUUUGGCUUCAAAUGAAAAACCAUCAGUCAAGUGUGUUUGUUA
Panicum virgatum (switchgrass) is the source of this 2241-nucleotide messenger RNA. Its product is annotated as flotillin-like protein 1. The record is from RefSeq and is a predicted model, not a curated record. Lineage: Eukaryota; Viridiplantae; Streptophyta; Magnoliopsida; Poales; Poaceae. Gene Ontology annotation, biological process: protein localization to plasma membrane. The transcript has 4 exons. The coding region runs from base 56 to 682 and encodes 208 amino acids. Gene Ontology annotation, cellular component: plasma membrane; plasma membrane raft.